AUGGCUGACCAAGAAGUGAUCAAAUUGGGUCCGAGGAAUGAUAGUGUGUUGUAUUUGCAAAAGGAUGGCAAGCACGUGUCUAUUGCUGCAUGGAACCAAAUAAAUAGAAUUCUGAAAGUGAGAAAAUAUCGGGAUUUUCGAGAUUUUAUUCCCGCUGAAAUUGUAGGCCACCUUCGUCAAGCCGGAUUUUACGAAGCCGCCUUAGCUGGGUCUCUGAAACUUGACAAAGUUUUAAUAUCAGCUAUGGUGGAGCGAUGGAGGCCUGAGACACACACGUUUCAUAUGUCGUUCGGAGAGUGUACUAUCACUCUGCAAGAUGUUGAUGUUCAUCUUGGCUUACCCAUUGAUGGGAAUCCUGUCACCGGAGUUACUUGGUGUGAUUGGUCUGAGCUUGUAGAGGACUUGCUCGGAGUGGUGCCACCCGCCAGUGCUAUCAAAGGAGGUGGCUUGAAGUUGGUUUGGCUAGGUGAGCAAUUUAAUUUUCAUAAUCUAGGCGGUGCCGACCCGAUACAACUUAUGUAUGCUGCAAGAGCAUACAUCUUACGACUAAUUGGCACUUUCUUACUAUGUGACCACACCGGUUCACAUGUCCCUCUUAGAUAUCUCAUUCUCUUACGAGACUUUGAGGAGACCGCAAAAGAUUGGCAGCUGUGCUUAUUUGAUACAAGUGUGGGCAUGGCUAAGGAUUCCAGGAAUCGGCCCGGAUCCACCGAGGCUGCACCGUGGCCUCCCACUCGCGGCAAGUUUGUGUGGAAGCCGUACUCUGAUCGUGUUCUCAAUGGGCUUUCGGAACAUUGUCGAGAAAACAUGCAUUUAUGGAGAACUGUGGUGCCAAUGGUACUCUAUCACGUUUCAGAGUGGCAUCAACCGGAUCGAGUUAUGCAACAAUUCGGGAUGUUUCAACCUGUACCGGAUGCACCGUCUCAACUUAAUGAAAUGCAUGAUAUUUCUCUGAAAGGGAAGGAAAAGCAGAAUUGGGUACAUAACAUGCGUGGUUUUAUACAGCUGUGGUCGGAGAGGCACCAGAGGUUGGCUAACCAACCCGAGACUAAUACUCUUGUUGGGCCAAAUGAUGAGUACAUGAUUUGGUACGACAAGUAUUCUGUUCGUUGGUUGACGCGUGCGGCUGCAGCAAGAGGGCAAAUGGCUAUGCGCGUUCAACAUGUAUGGUAUGGACUGACACCUGAAGGUCGCCCACUAUACACGGAUCAUGACCUUCAGAACCAAGCUGCUCGUUGCCUUACACUUUGCCAUGCAAGUGACAGGAUAUCUCAUCCCGCUGCAUCGGUUCCUAGCUUUCCUAUGGAGUUUACACACGCAACCACAAAUGACAUACCGCCGACUGGAAAAGAAGAAGGGGAAGGUCUUGGAAGACGGCGAGAAUCUCAGAUUCCUGAACAUGUUAUUAUUCAGGGGGGAACACUACCACCUCCACAUGGACAGUACUCAUUGUACCCCCUUGAUCUGAAUGAGACAUACCGACCAUACUAUUAUGGGGCGGGGUCCUCUGGUGUUCCUGAUGAUCAGGAAGAGACACCGAUGUAG
This is a messenger RNA of Lotus japonicus, 1545 nucleotides long. RefSeq names its product serine/threonine-protein phosphatase 7 long form homolog. Bases 1 to 1545 code for a protein of 514 amino acids. The record is from RefSeq and is a predicted model, not a curated record. The transcript is spliced from 4 exons. Gene Ontology annotation, biological process: meristem development; meristem maintenance. NCBI's taxonomy places the organism in Eukaryota, Viridiplantae, Streptophyta, Magnoliopsida, Fabales, Fabaceae.